This is a messenger RNA of Glarea lozoyensis ATCC 20868, 681 nucleotides long. Its product is annotated as Formyltransferase. Bases 1 to 681 code for a protein of 226 amino acids. Gene Ontology annotation, molecular function: phosphoribosylglycinamide formyltransferase activity. The record is from RefSeq and is a predicted model, not a curated record. The transcript has a single exon. Gene Ontology annotation, biological process: 'de novo' IMP biosynthetic process. Gene Ontology annotation, cellular component: cytoplasm. Lineage: Eukaryota; Fungi; Ascomycota; Leotiomycetes; Helotiales; Helotiaceae.
AUGACCUCGAAUUCCCCCGUCACCAAAGCCACAAUUCUCAUCUCUGGAAAUGGCUCAAAUCUCCAAGCCUUGAUAGAUUCCACUUCAAAUCUCUUGCCAAACCUCAAGAUCGUCCGCGUCAUAUCCAACAAAGCAGCAGCAUACGGUCUAAAACGCGCUGCCGCAGCAUCAAUCCCAACAACCUACCACAACCUGAUCGCCGGCAAAUACUACAAGUCCGGCGAGCCUGACGCAGCCGUCAAGCAGCAAGGCCGAGAAAAAUACGACGAGGACCUAGCAAAUCUGAUACUGGCCGACAAACCCGAUCUCGUGAUCUGCGCUGGCUGGAUGCACAUCCUCACGCCCAGAUUCCUCGACCCAUUAGAAGAAGCACGUAUCCCCGUGAUCAACCUCCAUCCCGCGCUGCCGGGGAAAUACGACGGAGCGGCGGCUAUCGAGCGCGCGUUUGCGGAUUUCGAGGCCGGCAAGUUGGAGGAUGAUACCACGGGCAUUAUGAUACAUUAUGUGAUUAGUGCGGUGGAUCGGGGAGAGCCGAUUGUGGUGAGGAAUAUUGAGUGUCGGAAGGGCGAGAGUCUGGGGGAGCUGCAGGAGAGGAUUCAUGGCGAGGAACAUACGCUUAUUAUUGAGGGGACGCAGAUGGCUAUCUCGAGGCUCUGGAGUGAGAGGGGGAAGAGUACGUGA